Molecule: messenger RNA, 579 nt
Organism: Neltuma alba
Lineage: Eukaryota; Viridiplantae; Streptophyta; Magnoliopsida; Fabales; Fabaceae
Product: trypsin inhibitor DE-3-like
Exons: 1
Coding region: 1-579 (192 amino acids)
Molecular function (GO): endopeptidase inhibitor activity
Source: RefSeq, a predicted model, not a curated record
AUGAAGACCACUUUGCUUGCCUUCUUCCUUUUCUUUGCCUUCAUAUCAGCCAAAGCUGAUAUUUUGGUUGACACUGAAGGUAACCCCGUCAGAAAUGGUGGCUCAUACUACAUCCUCCCUGCACUCUGGGGACACGGCGGUGGCGUCGGCCUUGCCGCCACCGGCAAUGAAACUUGCCCUCUUACCGUUGUUCAAACCUUCUCCGAACUCUCAAACGGUUUGCCCACUAAACUUUCUUCUCCUUACUUGAUCGCUUAUCUCACCACAAACUUGAUCACGGAGUUUACCGCCGCUGCACCACCGGAGUGCGCAGCCCGACCAGCAAAAUGGACGAUUGUCGGCGGAGAAGAUGAGACAAAGCAAGUGAAACUUGUUGGGUACCAAAACACCCUACGUGGUUCUUUUAACAUCCAGACAUAUCAUGGGUUGACCUAUAAGAUUGUGUUCUGUCCCACUGAUGAAGAUUCUUGCAGUGCUCUUGGGAUCUCCAGGAACAACAAAGGAGAUAGGAUUUUAGUUGUUGACAAUAAUAACCCUUUCGUUGUUGUGUUUCACAAGGCUGCAUCAUCUGCUGCAUGA